Morone saxatilis (striped sea-bass) is the source of this 3889-nucleotide messenger RNA. RefSeq names its product homeobox D11a (gene hoxd11a). NCBI's taxonomy places the organism in Eukaryota, Metazoa, Chordata, Actinopteri, Moronidae. Gene Ontology annotation, molecular function: RNA polymerase II cis-regulatory region sequence-specific DNA binding; DNA-binding transcription factor activity, RNA polymerase II-specific. Gene Ontology annotation, biological process: anatomical structure development; regulation of transcription by RNA polymerase II. The record is from RefSeq and is a predicted model, not a curated record. Gene Ontology annotation, cellular component: nucleus.
CAAGCUGCCAAUUACUUUCCUCUGUCUGCAAAGAGGAAAAAGGAAGAAGAGAUAUGACGGAAUACGAUGAUCGCAGCUGUGCGUCAAAUAUGUAUUUACCGAGCUGCACUUAUUACGUUUCGACGCCCGAUUUUACAUCAGUCUCCUCCUUUUUACCGCAGACUACUUCGUGUCAGAUUAAUUUCCCCUAUUCUCCCAACAUAGCCCAAGUCCAACCUGUUCGAGAAGUCGCUUUCAGGGAUUAUGGACUGGACCAUCCCAGCAAAUGGCACUACAGGGGCAAUUACGCGUCUUACUACUCAACGGACGAGAUAAUGCACCGGGACUUGAUCCAGUCCUCCAGCAGCAGGGCGGAUGUGAUAUUCAAAAAUGAGUCCUUGUACGGCCACCACGGGGGGACGAGCUCGCCGUGCAAUUUCUUCACCGGCGUCGGCCGAAAUGGGGUUCUCCCCCAGGGCUUCGACCAGUUUCUGGACACUCCUAACUCGGACAAGCCCAACGCGGAGCUCCCCAAACAAAAGACAGACUCUGCUGCUCCCGGAGAUGAUGCGGACAACAAUCAGGCUUUAACCAAACUGGAGCAGCACAAAGCUGACCCGAGCGGGAGCGUCGACGAGGACUCAUCCUCCAACUGCGGCGACAAGAACAACCAACAGAGUUCAUCAACCAAGUCCAGGAAGAAGAGGUGUCCUUACACCAAAUACCAGAUCCGAGAACUUGAACGAGAGUUUUUCUUCAACGUGUACAUUAACAAAGAGAAGCGGCUUCAGCUGUCCAGGAUGUUAAACCUGUCUGAUCGGCAGGUGAAGAUUUGGUUUCAGAAUAGAAGAAUGAAAGAGAAAAAGCUGAACCGCGACCGUCUACAGUAUUUCACUGGGAAUCCUUUAUUCUGAUACCUGACAUAGUGGUGUACACACACACACACACACACACCAUAGUAAAAUAGGAGCUAUACACACACACGUUUUAAAGACUGUUCCCUCUGCAUAUUUGAACCCUGAUCGUCCAGUUUAAACAGUUUAUUUUACAAAUAUCCAGCAUUUGGAAACCCAAGAUACCAUAUUUUUGCAAAAAAAAAUCUGCAUUUAUUUAUUUGUGUUCACAUAUUUUCGCUUUAUUGGCAACCAAUAUUUCAGCAAAGCGCGACCUGUACUUUGUAAUUAUUUAUAUAAAAAUAUAUGUAGGCUUCUUCCUUGUGUAAUACCCAUUUAUAAGACGCAUGUAUAAUGCACGUUGUGGUGUGAAAUAAAGUAGACACGACAAAUGUUAUAUCAUAGUCACGAAACUUGUCACAUGAACUUAACCAAGUCCUACAAAAAUAACACAAGAAAAGGGAGAAUCUUUCUUAGGAUUCAUCAAUGGAGAAAUUUGGCGCUUUCAGGCCUGUAUAGUCCCUUUAUUUCCUUUGCUUUCAAACACUGGGUUGUUUACUAAACCUUGAACCGUCUAGACAGUAUAAUAAACGUAGCUGUAAAUGUCUAAAUAGGGGGCUAUUGGACUUUGGUGUCCCAACCCCCAGACCACAAGAGGACUGAUUCUUUUUCCUGCCUCAAAGUAGUUUCACUCCAGGCUACAAAUGUUUAGAGAAUUCAAGAGAUUGGGCAUCCCGUCCAGCUCCUUUUGACAUCCUAAUGUUACCAGUGUUAGCUGCAAUAGAGGAUAUUCUAUAACAAGGACCGCCUUAUGGACAAAUAGGUAAUUUUUUUUUCAAGUUUAUCUGCUUUUCCAAUGUUCUAGAUAAGCUAAAUGUGGCUUUGACGCCUCUCAAUCUGCUGCAAAUAAGAGAGAUUUCCAAUUGUUGGCGCAAAAAAAAGCUCGUUUCCAUCUUUGAAUUAAUGCAGGUGAAAGGUUUUGUGCAGUUCCACUUUACAGUAACUCUACAAGUGAACUCAUGCCAUGCUUUACCUCAGUGGUGUUUUAUCUCUGUGCUACUUCUGUAACCAGUAAAAGGACGGAGUAAAUAAAUGCAUUUAUUCCACACAAAGAGUCGCUUUAUUGAUAAUCCAUGUGAUGGCUGUAUUAUUUUCACUUUACGUCAAUACAGCAUCAAUUAUACCCAUUGUUUCAGCGUCCUUUAUGAAAAAAAGAAAGAAAAAGGUUUGGAGAGGGAUUAAUGUUCAUUUCGUCUGUGAUGCAUCACAUCUACAGUUAUUUCCCAAAAAGGCUAUUAGAAAACUGAGGUUUCAUUAAGCGUUUAAUUGGGUUGUCAUCAUGUCCUACAGUGAAAUUACAUUACCAACUGUGUAGGGUAGUUCACUUUGCUUCUCGGUGUAUCCACAUGAGGGCAGACUUGCAGCUUUUGGCCGCCAGUGGAAAUGCAGAGUUCAGCCAAAAUUAACGUCUACCCUGCAUGAUAAUCAUUAAAUGGAGGUAUAAUCCGUUCAACACAGGCUCCAUAUAGGUUCUUGUUUUAAUUACAAUGGCAUCCUGUAGCACGUUUAGUGUGAAUGUAAAUUUUUUUUAAAAAAUUCUUUAUAAAAAAUAAUUGUCCAAAAACACUUAUUUGUAUAUUAAACCAUUCAACACACAGGCUACAGUUUAUUUGAAGUAAAUAAGAAAACAACGAUUCUUAACACACAUUAUUUCUUUCACUCACUGCUCAGUGUAGCAGAUGCAAAUCCCGAAUCUUCCAGACGGCAAUUACAUUCACAAGUCAUGUUCAAGUGUUCUGAAAGGACGAGUCAAGCUAAAAUAAAUAAUUCCACUCCGUCUCUUUGUCGCCUGAGCCUUUAAAAUCUUCACCUGGAGGCCACUGAGACACAAACGUGCUUUACAUUUCCUUUCAUUUCAUUUCACUUUGCAGCUGUAUGACUAUUAGAAUAUCUUUUAUCUGCGUCUGGCUGCAUCUGUUUUAAAAAAAACAUAUAAUAGUGAUAGUCAGACAAAACAUCACAGAGGUAUUAGUUUCAAAUACUUUUUAACUUUAUCCUUAUAGGUUGUAUUUUUAUAUGCUGUACUCUUGUGUUUUAAAUAUCUGUGGAUCUCCUGGUAUUUGCUUUAAAUUAUUAUUAUUAUUUUUACUAUUAUUAUUAUUAUUAUUAUUAUUACAACAUAACCUAAGGUCCAAUUAAUUUCCCCACUUUUGAGGUACUUGUGUAUAUUUUGUGCGUGUGAAUUGUUGAUUACCGGAAGAGUAGCCUAUACUCUCAUAUCAAAGAUUUCUUUUCCCAGUUCAGUGCGUCACCGGUUAUAUAAAUAGCUCAGUAUUAUCUUUGAGCAAUUGUCAUUAUUAGAAAGAUGACUUUUGAAACCGAAAUGAAGUCCGUGUUGUCAGAUGUCUCAGUUAAAUGUUUUUUUUUUUCUUCCUUUAAAAAUAACCGGAUGGUGUAACGAGGAAUGUAUUUUUUACACAUAUUCCGUAAUCACAUUUAGGUUAACGAGCUUGUAUUUUGUUGUUUGUGAAUCCUGUGAUGUUGAGAUGUUUUGCAUACUACAAAUGCUUAUUUACAACCAACUGUAAAUAUCCAAGAGCAUUGAAGACAGGGGGAGACGAUGUCUACACAUCCUCUCAACAAAGUUGUAUAAUUAUUUAAAGCUUGGUGCAUAAAUACCAAAGAUAUAAUUAUUUCAAGCUGCAAUUAUUGUAUUUUGUUCAUUUGUUUGUUUAUUUGUAAAAGACCUGUAGGAUCAUUGCAGUUAUUGUGGCCUGAUUUCUGAUUUUCGGUCGAUGGAUAUUUUCAGUUUACAAAGUGCUUUUAUUUUUUUACCCCUCAGUUUAAGGCUGUUAAUCUUGCACACAUUUGCCUUCCUUGCAGACAAAAACAAUGGAGCCCUGAACAAAAUAGUCCCCAGACUAUGUACAACCGCCACGUCCCGCAGGUUUUUAUUUUCAACUUUUGCAUUUACUUGUGACAAAAUGCAAAUGCAGAUAUUGUGCUUAAUAAUAUGU